Molecule: messenger RNA, 510 nt
Organism: Saxophila tyrrhenica
Lineage: Eukaryota; Fungi; Ascomycota; Dothideomycetes; Mycosphaerellales; Extremaceae
Gene: ARC19
Product: Arp complex subunit
Exons: 4
Coding region: 1-510 (169 amino acids)
Biological process (GO): Arp2/3 complex-mediated actin nucleation; actin filament polymerization
Cellular component (GO): actin cytoskeleton; Arp2/3 protein complex
Molecular function (GO): actin filament binding
Source: RefSeq, a predicted model, not a curated record
AUGUCUCAAUCUCUCCGACCAUACCUCUCGUGUGUGCGAUCGACGCUCACGGCCGCUCUAUCUCUCUCCAACUUCGCCUCGCAGGCCUCAGAAAGACACAACGUCCCAGAGAUCGAGGCUGCAUCUUCCCCAGAAGUCCUGCUCAACCCUCUCACCGUAUCACGAAAUCAAGAAGAGCGAGUGCUGGUGGAGCCUUCAAUCAACAGCGUGCGGGUCAGCAUUCGGAUAAAACAGGCAGAUGAGAUUGAGCAUAUUCUUGUGCACAAGUUCACGCGGUUCUUGACACAACGAGCGGAGGCGUUCUUCAUACUGCGGCGGAAGGCGAUGCCGGGCUACGAUAUCUCAUUUCUGAUCACGAACUACCACACGGAGGAGAUGCUGAAGCACAAGCUCGUGGACUUUAUCAUACAGUUCAUGGAGGAGGUGGACAAGGAGAUAUCGGAGAUGAAGCUUUUCCUGAACGCGAGGGCACGAUUUGUUGCAGAAAGCUUCUUGACACCCUUCGACUAA